Phaedon cochleariae (mustard beetle) is the source of this 2494-nucleotide messenger RNA. NCBI's taxonomy places the organism in Eukaryota, Metazoa, Arthropoda, Insecta, Coleoptera, Chrysomelidae. The record is from the annotation of a GenBank genome assembly.
AUGUAUCUAAGAAGAAGCAUCCCCUUCAUUUGCCUAUUGCUCUGUGGAAUUUCCUGUGACCCCUCAGAGAACAAAAUACUCUGCUGGAACAAUGUAGGUUCAGUGGCUCAUAUUGCAGAAGAUGGGGGCCCUGAAGUUUUACCUUCAGACCCAUACCAAAUAGUAUGUAAGGAGACAAAUUCCUAUUGCUUUGUACUAUGGACGAAGGACCCUAUGAAUGACACCAUUGAAAUUAUGAGCCAAGGAUGUUGGGAACAAUCCGGCAAACCGAACGAAUGCGAAAGAUCAGAGUGCAUCGCCGACAAAAAGCCCCCCAAGGCUCAAAACCAGACGAAAUUCUGCUGCUGCAACGAGUCCCACUGCAACCUCAACUUCUCCGACAGGUACAUCCCCAUGGAGCCGACCCCCGCGCAAGACCCCCCCGUCGAAACAGAGCCCGUCGGCCCCUUCGUCUACGUGUCCGUGGGGGUGGUUUUUCUGAUCUUCGUGGUGACUGUGGCCAUGGUGUUGUAUUGGUGUUGGCGGAUGAAGCCGAAGAAGGGCGACGUGGAGAGCUGCCAACAGACUGUGUCGCCUCCAGCGGAUUAUAGCCUGGAGAAGCUCAAGAUGAUCGAGGUCAUAGGUCAGGGCAGAUACGGCAGCGUGUGGCGCGGCACGGUGGAAGACAGGGAAGUAGCCGUCAAGGUGUUCCCCGCCCACCACCGGAACGUGUUCCUGAACGAGCGCGAGGCGUACGAGGUGGCCGGGGAGCACCGGGGGCUGCUCGAGUGCUUCGGUGGGGGCGAGCUGGUGACGCCGACCGGCGCCGUCGACUACGUGCUGCUGCUGGGGCUCGAACAGAGAAGUCUUCAGGACCACCUGAAGCAGCACACCGUCGACCUGCCGACAUUGGCCAAGAUGAGCCUCGGCGUCGCUCGAGGUCUGGCCCACCUGCACUCGGACGUGGAAAGGCCGUGCGUGGCGCAUCGCGAUCUCAACACGCGCAACGUGCUCGUCAGGGCCGAUCUGUCUUGUUGCGUGUGCGACCUUGGGCUGGCAGUGGUGCCGAGACGGUCGGAGAACAAGGCUAUCAGCGAGGCAGGCACUUUGCGUUAUAUGGCCCCCGAAGUCUUAGAAGGCGCUGUCAACCUACGCGAUUGCGAAAGCGCCCUCAAGCAAAUCGACAUUUACGCCCUCGGCCUAGUUCUGUGGGAACUUGGCUCUAGGUGUACCGACGUACAGAACGCCGAACCUAGCCCUUAUGCCCCCCCAUUUUCCAAGGAAGCUGGAGAAAAUCCUUCACUUGAACAAAUGCAGACGUUGGUCAGCAGGAAAAAAGCCAGGCCGCUCUGGCCUGUUUCUUGGAAAGAUACAGCAGCAGCCAGAUUGUUGUGUGAAACAGCUGAAGAUUGCUGGGAUCAGGAUGCUGAGGCCAGAUUGACUGCCCUAUGUGUGGCAGAGAGACUGACAGAGCUGCCCUCGCUCAAAGGGCGUGUUCUGCACCCCCAUCGCCCUCCUGCUAGUCCCACCCUCAUAAACAAUAACCACUUGCACGAUGUGCAGUUCGACGCCUCUGUCAAUACAAUAGAGACGCUUUUAUCGCCUUCUGAGGAAAAUUGCAAGAAUUCUAACCAGCUCGCCGCCUGUGUGGUUCCCUUGCAACCCCACCAAGGCAGGAACCCCUGCAUGGAGAGGAACCUCCUCUCAGGUUCCAGCGACAGUCUGCUGAUCGACAAAUCCUCGAAACAUUGCGGCGGCUCAGAAUCUCAGAACCUGAUCCCGAACGAUUUCCUGAACUUCCAGGUGAACCACAGAGCCACGCCUAUACCGUAUCUACAGAACGCUGUACACGGGAUCCCCAAACAACAAAACACAAAGGCUGUAACUCCUUCAAAAUCCAAAUUCAGGUGGAGUGGCCUAAAAAAUUUCCUCAACAGUAAACGACACUCUGGAGACUCCUCUAACAAGAACACCAGAGUCAAGCUUGACACAAAGGUGGUGAACGGCUCGGGCCAGACGGGCGUCACGACGUCGCUGCUGCGUCGCGACGCCGCGCCCGUCGAGCCGGCGCGACCGUCGACGCUGCCCUUGGAGACGACGCACGCCAGCGGGGUUGCCCAGAUCGCGCGAAAGCAGAACAGCUUGUCCAGGCAAAAGUCGCUCGAGCAAUUCAACGAGGUGUUCUCGUCCACGGGCGACCUAUCUCGCCUGAAGCCGCCCGCGCAUCGCGUCAAAACGCCCGGCGACGUGCCGGCUUCGGUGAGGCGCACGCGCGGCAAGGCGGCCGCCGAUUCGGCGCGCUUCUCGCUCUACGACGAUCGCAUGAUGGGCGGCGGCAGGGGGCGGGGCGAGUGGGGCAGCGCGCCCGACCUGGAGCCGCCCCCUGCGGCUGCGGGGCGGACAAGCGAGGAGCAGGACGGAGACAGCGUCAGCAGUUUCUAGGUUGGUCGGAGUGGUGUUUGUUCAUUGUCGUUGUCAAUCAGGGGUGCUCAGUCUGGGAUCUACCACAAACUAG